Hydatigera taeniaeformis is the source of this 2070-nucleotide messenger RNA. NCBI's taxonomy places the organism in Eukaryota, Metazoa, Platyhelminthes, Cestoda, Cyclophyllidea, Taeniidae. The record is from the annotation of a GenBank genome assembly.
AUGACGACUGUCAAGGAAACUGACGUUGUCAUUGCUAAGUUCGAUUACAAAGCAACUGAUACCCAAGAACUUGACAUACAGAAGGGGGAGAAGUUGACUCUCAUGGAUGAUACUCAACAUUGGUGGAAGGUCAUGAACUCCUUUGGCCAAGUCGGCUACGUUCCAAGUAACUACGUCAAGCGAUCCAAACAGGGUCUGUUUUCGAGUUUGCGAAACACUCUUGGUCGACGAAAGAGUAGGACCGACCUUCCACCUCCAGCAACAGGUGCAUCGACUGGCGGUCGGCCACCUCUAGCGCAGGCCACAUCCACUCGUAACGGUGAAGUUUCGAGCUCAGGCGGAAAGGUUGCAAAGGUUAGUGCAGAAUCUCUUGACUAUGUGGCGCCUUCACUUCCGUCCUCCGGUUCCGGGCAGUCGCCUGCUAAGGACAGCGCAAUCAUCGGGUACCAACCUGUCGCCGGCCAAUUCUCUUCCAACGGCAUCAUGGACUCGCGAUCAUCCUUCCUGUCUUCUAAUCAACAGCUGCCACCUGCUCAUCCAGGCCUCAGGGAUCAGUCACCACAAAAGCCGUUAUCCGAUGGCGUUCCAUUGGAAGCUAAAAACGGUAAUGUUGGAUGGAGUACGAUUAACUGCGGUGCUGGUGGUGCUUCACGGAAUUCUGAUGUAGCGCCGAUGGCACGAGGAGGCGGACCUGUAGAUACUCACAGCAGUGGUGGUAGCAUUUCGUCGCGUCAAAUCUGCGUGGCGCGUUUCGCCUACACCGCCAGUCAACCGGACGAGCUUACCAUACAACGCGGAGAUCGAGUUUGUGUGCUUGAAAAGAGCUCUGAUGGUUGGUGGCAUGGUGUGCUUCUCCCUCCAGGAGGUUCCACCACUUUGCCACCCUCUCAAAAGCAGCAGACUUCUGGCUGGUUUCCCUCCAAUUACGUCACUAUGGAAUCUGCACCUAUGAAGCCCUCCGUUCUCGGAAAUACCAGUAUCGGUCAGCCAAGUAGCCUGAGUUGUGGUUCUCAAACGUUUGCCUCCAGCACCCCUCAUAUGCCUCCUACAGCAAUGGGUACCAAGCCAAGUGCGCUACCGAACACAUCAGCCACAUCCACUGCGCCCGUACGCGUCUCGCUUCCGCCACCACAGACCUCCACUUCCCAGGCGCCAUCAACGGCACCUUCCCUUGCGUCCUACUCAGCUGUACCCUUCCCUGCCUCCACCGUACUUUCCCCCCUCCAGCCGCAAUCAUUGCAAUCACCAUUAUCAUCACCAUCACAACCACCGCAACAGCAGCCACUCCAGCUUCAACCCACUGCAUUUGUUGAUGGAACCGGCGAUGCAAUGGAUGAUCGUCUCCACCAUCGUGAAACUGUCCUCACACUCUACCCUUUUACUAGAAACCAGGUUGAAGAGCUCUCCUUUGCAGCUGAUGAGGUGCUUGAGGUAAUCGACAAGCCUGCUGAUGAUCCAGAUUGGUGGCGUUGUCGAAACGCUGUUGGAAACAUCGGUCUCGUUCCGCGCAACUACAUUAGAGUUAUUAAGAAUCCCUUUCCAGCAGCCCUCCCGCCUGUUCGAUAUUCACCCUCGGCCAGCACUGUGGCGAUGACAGGAACCGCACCUCAACAAGUUACUGCUAGUGGUGCUAGCGGUGAGGAAGUGCGUCUGGUCUUCGCUAUGGCCUCACCAAAUGCUUCUGAGUUUGCUCGCAAGCCCUGGUAUUGGGGUGUCAUCUCACGCUCCGAGUGCGAAUCCAUUCUCAACAAUCUGGCCAUCUCUGGCGAAUUCAUCAUCAGGGACAGCGAAUCUCAUCCAGGUGACUUGACAAUUACAAUGAAUGCGGGAGCGAAGAAUCGAAAUUUCAAAGUGCAUGUUAAGAACGGUGAAUUUUAUAUCGGUCAGAAGGUCUUCUCAAGUGUGGACGCACUGAUAGAUAAUUACCGUAGGCAUCCAAUCUACAAGAGUGACCUGGAAAAGCAUUUCCUCACUCGGCCUUUUCAGCAUCCUGAUUGCGGUGCUUUUCUUCAUAAUCCCCUUCCACCGGCUUCCUCUCUUCAGGCUCCUAUGCUAAUGCAAUCACGAUAA